AGGAGGAGGAAGGAUCCGGGGUGUCGGCGGAGAGCGCGGGGGGCUGAGGACCACCCGCCUCCCUCCGCGCGGGCGCCUUUGUGUCCCCCAGCCCCGGCGGAGCGAGGGGCCGCGGGCAGGGGAGCGGAUGCAAAGAGCGGCUGGUGCUGGAGGGGAGAAGGAGAAAGGGGGAUGGUGGAAGAUUUCUCUCCUUUUUUAUUUUUUUUUUUUUUUUGGUGGUCUCUUCGGCAGCGGCUGUUCUUCCCCAGCAGCAGCAGCAGCAGAGGCGGCAGCAGCAGCAGCAGCAGCACAGGCAAUGACUCUGCCGCAUCCGAAUUGCCUGGCCGGUGGUGCCGGCUCCGGAGACAUCACCUUGCUCUGAAGUUGCCCACCUGGAGGAGGUAAAUCGGAGCGGGGCUUUCGUCCAGAGGGGUCGGCGACAGCAGGGAAGAGGAGGAAGCGAUCGCCUCCCCCAUCCCCACACACCCUCGUCCUCCGGGAGGAAGCUUGUGUAGCAGAAGAACACGGCAGAAAAGGAGAGACUUGUACUUCUAUUUUUUCCUUCUUUUUUUUUUUUUUUAAUUUUUUCUUCCUUGAGGGACGUUCCGUGCUUCUCAUCCCCCUCUUUUCCUGCGGGCUGGGGGCUUUGGUACUGUGGCCAGGUCUGCUUCCUACUCCCACCCCUGGUUUUAAUGGCUGGAUUGUGGCAGCAGCUCCCUGCUGCAGGUUGUUGAGGAUCUGAUGGGGACUCGCAUCUCAGGAGCCGGAGGUGACUAAAGAAAUGUUGAAUACAGUACUCAGCAAAAAAUAGCGUGUGGAUUUCUAGCACCUGAAGAACAAGAAAAGGUCUCAGACUCUGGAUACUUGGCUGUGGGAUUUUUUUUUAUUACUAUUAUUUUUGAUUGGGUUUUUUUCCCCUUUUCGGAUGUGAAUUGAAGGCCAACAGUUGAAGUGUUGGAAGCAAGUUACAGGAGGACUCUCGCCUUUUUCUUUGAACCCUUGUUUGCUGGGAUACUUUCAAGCCCUCCUUCACAGUCAUGUGGUCAUCACAGCUGCUGUUCUUCACAAUGCUCUUAACACCGAUUGCCCAUGCCUGGAUUUCUUUUAAAACAGCUUUCAGCCGAGCCCCGGUCCCCAUGGCUGUGGUCCGAAGGGAGCUGUCCUGCGAGAGUUACCCCAUAGAGCUGCGCUGCCCAGGAACAGAUGUUAUCAUGAUCGAAAGUGCCAACUACGGGAGGACUGACGAUAAAAUCUGUGACUCUGAUCCUGCUCAGAUGGAGAAUAUCCGCUGUUAUCUGCCAGAUGCCUAUAAGAUUAUGACUCAAAGGUGCAGUAAUCGGACCCAGUGUGCAGUUGUUGCUGGCCCUGAUGUGUUUCCAGACCCAUGCCCUGGGACGUACAAGUACCUGGAAGUGCAGUACGAAUGUGUACCUUACAAAGUGGAACAAAAAGUUUUUCUUUGCCCCGGACUGCUGAAAGGAGUGUACCAGAGCGAACACUUAUUUGAAUCCGACCACCAGUCCGGUGCCUGGUGCAAGGACCCUCUGCAGGCAUCUGACAAGAUCUACUACAUGCCCUGGACACCGUACCGGACAGACACGCUGACGGAGUACUCCUCCAAGGACGACUUCAUCGCCGGGAGGCCAACCACGACCUACAAACUCCCGCACCGGGUGGACGGCACGGGGUUCGUGGUGUACGAUGGGGCUUUGUUCUUCAACAAGGAGCGGACCAGGAACAUCGUCAAGUUUGACUUGCGGACAAGGAUAAAAAGCGGGGAGGCCAUCAUAGCGAACGCAAACUACCACGACACCUCUCCCUACCGCUGGGGAGGCAAGUCCGACAUAGACCUGGCUGUGGAUGAGAACGGGCUGUGGGUAAUCUAUGCAACAGAACAAAAUAAUGGCAAAAUAGUCAUUAGCCAGUUAAACCCUUACACGUUAAGGAUCGAAGGAACGUGGGAUACUGCCUAUGACAAGAGGUCAGCUUCGAAUGCCUUCAUGAUCUGUGGGAUUUUAUACGUGGUGAAGUCUGUGUAUGAAGAUGACGACAAUGAAGCCACAGGGAAUAAAAUAGACUACAUAUAUAACACUGACCAAAGCAAGGAUAGCAUGGUGGAUGUGCCCUUUCCAAACUCCUACCAGUACAUUGCUGCUGUGGAUUAUAAUCCCCGGGACAACCUGCUUUAUGUAUGGAACAACUAUCAUGUUGUAAAAUACUCCUUGGAUUUUGGCCCACUGGACAGCAGAGCAGGGCAGGCUCACCAUGGGCAGGUUUCCUACAUUGCCCCACCGAUCCACCUCGAUUCGGAUCUGGAGAGACCGCCAUCCAAGGGAGUAUCGACGUCGGGGGCUCUGGGCCCGGGGAGCACCACUGCCAGCACCACGCCACGGAUGGCCACCAGCACCACCGGCCGCCCCACCACCACCUCGGCUUCGGGCAGGAGGAACAGGAGCACCAGCACCCCAUCGCCCAUGGCUGACGUCCCCGACGAGAUGACCACGCACCUCCCGCCCGCCUCCUCCCAGCUGCCGCCAGCCGGUGCGGAGAGCUGCGACCCCAUGGAAGCCCGCGAUAUCAUGUGGUCUCGGACUCGGCAGGGCCAGGUGGCGAAGCAGCCCUGUCCCAUGGGCUCAAUAGGGGUUGCGACUUUCCGGUGUCUUGCGCCAGACGGUAUCUGGGAACCCCAAGGACCUGAUCUUAGCAACUGCUCUUCACCCUGGAUCAACCACAUUACUCAAAAGAUGAAGUCAGGGGAGAUGGCUGCCAACAUUGCCCGGGAGCUCGCGGAGCACACCAAAAACCACCUGUACGCCGGUGACAUCGCGUACUCCGUGUCCGCCAUGGUCCAGCUGGUGAACUUGCUCGACGUGCAGCUCCGGAACCUGACUCCGGGCGGGAAGGACAGUGCUGCACGCAGUUUAAAUAAGCUUCAGAAAAGGGAGCGCUCUUGCAGGGCCUAUGUCCAGGCCAUGGUGGAGACGGUGAACAACCUCCUGCAGCCACAGGCUCUGAACGCGUGGAGGGACCUGAAUGCAAGCGAACAGCAGCGCGCAGCCACCAAGCUGCUCGACACCGUGGAGGACAGUGCCUUUGUGCUGGCUGACAACCUGCUGAAGACAGACAUCGUCCGGGAAAACACUGACAACAUCCAGCUGGAAGUUGCGAGACUAAGCACAGAUGGGAAUCUGGAAGAUCUGAAGUUUCCCCAGAACAUGGGCCACGGGAGCACCAUUCAGCUGUCAGCAAAUACCUUGAAGCAAAAUGGUCGAAAUGGUGAAAUCAGGGUGGCUUUUGUACUGUACAACAACCUGGGCACGUAUCUCUCCACGGAGAAUGCCAGCAUGAAGUUGGGAACAGAAGCAAUGUCGACUAAUCACUCCGUCAUUGUCAACUCUCCUGUCAUCACUGCAGCAAUAAACAAAGAGUUCAGCAAUAAGGUUUACCUGGCUGAUCCUGUGGUGUUUACUGUCAAGCACAUCAAGCAGUCAGAAGAAAAUUUCAACCCGAAUUGUUCAUUCUGGAGCUAUACAAAGCGUACAAUGACAGGGUACUGGUCCACCCAGGGCUGUCGCCUCCUGACAACUAACAAGACGCACACCACAUGCUCCUGCAAUCACCUAACCAACUUUGCAGUCCUGAUGGCACAUGUGGACGUUAAGCACAGCGAUGCAGUCCAUGACCUACUCCUGGACUUCAUCACAUGGGUUGGCAUCCUGCUGUCACUGGUCUGCCUCCUGAUCUGCAUCUUCACCUUCUGCUUCUUCCGUGGACUGCAGAGCGACCGCAACACAAUUCACAAGAACUUGUGCAUCAGCCUCUUCGUGGCAGAACUCCUCUUCCUCAUCGGCAUCAACCGGACUGACCAGCCGAUCGCCUGUGCCGUCUUUGCUGCCCUCCUGCACUUCUUCUUCCUGGCAGCUUUCACCUGGAUGUUCCUGGAGGGGGUGCAGCUCUACAUCAUGCUGGUGGAGGUUUUUGAGAGCGAACACUCCCGGAGGAAGUACUUCUAUUUGGUGGGCUACGGCAUGCCUGCACUGAUUGUGGCCGUGUCAGCAGCAGUGGACUAUCGGAGCUAUGGCACGGACAAAGUAUGUUGGCUCCGACUUGACACCUACUUCAUUUGGAGCUUUAUAGGACCGGCGACCUUGAUAAUUAUGCUUAAUGUCAUCUUCCUUGGGAUUGCUCUCUAUAAAAUGUUUCAUCAUACUGCCAUACUGAAACCCGAAUCUGGAUGUCUUGACAAUAUCAACUAUGAGGAUAACAGACCCUUCAUCAAGUCCUGGGUUAUAGGUGCAAUAGCCCUACUCUGCCUAUUAGGACUGACCUGGGCAUUCGGACUCAUGUAUAUUAAUGAAAGCACAGUCAUCAUGGCGUAUCUCUUCACCAUAUUCAAUUCUCUGCAGGGAAUGUUUAUAUUCAUUUUCCAUUGUGUCCUCCAGAAAAAGGUACGUAAAGAGUAUGGAAAAUGCCUGCGCACGCAUUGCUGUAGUGGGAAAAGUACAGAGAGUUCUAUCGGCUCAGGAAAAACCUCGGGAUCAAGGACACCUGGAAGAUACUCCACAGGCUCACAGAGCCGGAUUCGUAGGAUGUGGAAUGACACAGUUCGAAAGCAGUCCGAGUCUUCCUUUAUUACUGGAGAUAUAAACAGUUCAGCUUCACUCAACAGAGGAGCCAUGGCUAAUCAUCUUAUAACCAAUGCUCUGCUUCGUCCUCAUGGCACUAACAACCCUUAUAAUACAUUGCUCGGGGAAUCGGCGGUCUAUAACAACCCUUCUGUCAGCAUGUACAACGCACAAGAGCCCUACAGAGAGACAAAGGGGCUUCUGAACAAUGCCAGGGAUACAAGUGUCACGGAUACUCUACCACUGAAUGGUAAUCACGGCAACAGCUACAGCAUCGCCAGCGGCGAGUACCUCAGCAACUGCGUGCAAAUCCUUGACCGCGGGUACAACCACACGGAGAACGCCCUCGAGAAAAAGAUCCUGAAGGAACUCACCUCCAACUACAUCCCUUCCUACCUGAACAACCAUGAGCGCUCCAGCGAGCAGAGCCGCAACUUGAUGAACAAACUCGUCAACAGCGUGGGCGGUGGGAGCGAGGACGACGCCAUCGUGCUGGAUGACGCAACCUCCUUCACCCAUGAGGAGAGCCUGGGCCUGGAGCUCAUCCAUGAGGAGUCGGACGCCCCACUGCUGCCUCCCCGGAUGUACUCAGCGGACAACCACCAGCCCCACCUCUACAGUCGGCGGCGCAUCCCACAAGACAACAGUGAGAGCUUUUUCCCUUUGCUGACCAACGAGCACACGGACGACCUCCAGUCACCCAACAGGGAUUCUCUCUACACCAGUAUGCCCGCACUGGCUGGCAUGCCCAUGACGGAAAGCGUCACCGCCAGCACCCAGACCGAUCCUCCGCCAGCCAAAAGCGGUGGUGGCGAUGCCGACGAUGUUUACUACAAAAGCAUGCCCAACCUUGGCUCCAGGAACCACGUCCAUCAGCUACACACUUACUACCAGCUAGGUCGAGGCAGCAGCGAUGGUUUUAUAGUCCCGCCAAACAAAGAGGGAACGCCCCCGGACGGCAAUGCAAAAGGACCCGCUCACUUGGUCACUAGUCUAUAGAAGAUUCAGCAAAAAAUUAAGCAAAGAGACAACUAAAAGCCUCUCCAUAACGCUCGGUUUACUGUUCUGAGUUAAUCCAAACAGUGGUAAUAUUGUGUGUACUUCUAAAUCUUCAUGCUGUUCAAAAGGAAAUUCUCAGACUUUUUUUACUGGAAUUUUUAGGCCGGCCCGGAGAGGACAGUAACUGCUGCCCACGCCCCCCCUUAUCUUCCCAUCCUUCUUCCCUCCAGACAGACUUCAUUAUGUUAAUGAAAGAGAUAGAUAACGGCACACUUCGUGGCCUUCUCAAGUUAUGCCGUGUUUGUUUAAACAAUCCUUGAUGCUGUGUUGCUCUUAAUAUCGAGGACCUGAUUUAAGAGGGAAAAAAAAUUAUAAAAGGCCAAAAAUGUGCAUUUGAAACUAGUAGCGAUGGCGUAUCUAGGUGGGAGCGCUGCAUAAAACAAGCUAGCAAAACUCUUUCUUACCAAUCCAGGUCACAUCAUGGGUUAUGGUCACUCACAACUUGGUUUCACUGCAGCGCCCUUUGCUGUGGGAGCAAACAAAACAUAAACAAAUUUAAUGAGAUGGAAGGGAAUCCUAGAAUCCUGUGCUAAAGGCAUAUUUUACAUUUUGCUGUAUUAACGGAUGAUAAAAACUAAUGGCAGAAAAAGAGAAGUGAACAAUUUCUAUGUAAUGUACAGAUACUAGCAUUGCACAUAUAGUCUGCUUUCUGUUCCUCCAGAACUUGCGUCCCUGUUAAUGUAGUGGAAAAAAAAUAAGAACUUUUUUCUGUUGUGCUGGUCUUGUAAGUUUGUCUACCAGUAGGAGCAAGGUUUUUCAUAACUCCUUUUUUUUUUUUUAAUUUUGUUUUGCCUCUUCCACUGCCCUUCUCCUCUGUCCCCUCCCCAUCCCAGUAAAAAAAAAUCUCACUGGGCAAAAAAAAAACCCCAAACAUCACUUUGUAAGGACCAUUUUUAGUAACACCAUCACCAUUUCUUUUCAGCCAAGGCAGUCUUUUUAUUUCCUUGCUGUAUAACUUUUUUCAGCUGGCAUAGUGCCAGCAGACCUUUUGGCAGACUAGAGCAGGGCAAACUUCCUCUUUGUCAGUGCACAACCGAUCGUGAUGAUAAUCCUGUGAAGCGAGUAGCCCCUCAGCCAGGCCAUUGGGUCACAUCCAGGGACUGAGAGGGCUUUCUUAUAAUCGUAGUGGGGGUUCUACAGGAGACGGCCAUUUCCCUGGAGGAGCAAAGGGCUUCUCAGCUCAGUCUGGUCCCGGUUUAGGCACUUGUACUGCAGUGGUUAAGAAGAAAAUAGAUUGACACAUAGUGAGCUAAAAACUAUUUUGCAGUGAUUUUUAAUAAAAAGUCUUCUGUUCAUUAUUUUUCCUAACAGGAAAUUUAUUUAUUUGACAGGAUUUUUAAGUAACAUAGGCUUUCUGGAGGUAAAUUAGCAGCACGGAGUAUGAAUUCUUCUUCUUUUUCUCUCUUUUUUUUUUUUUUUUUUUUAAUUUAUGAUCCAUUUUGUACGGUCUCAACAGUUGAAUGACCUCAUUACUAAUAUUUGUUGUAAAAGUGAAGCUUGUUUGCCAACCAAUAAACAACUGAUCACGAUUUAGAAGAUACUGUAUGUAUGUACUGUACAAUUAAUCUCUCUUUUUUUUGUUGUUGUUCCUCUCUCCGUUACUGUCUUCAGUAUGAGUCUCCACUCCUUUACGGCAUGGGUGAGCAAUGCCAAAGAAAGGAGGCCUAAGCUGAGCAAUUUAAGCACAAAGGUUAUGCAGCUACAGCUGACUAGAAAUAUCAGGCUGGUGGUACCUGUUUAGGGGCGAGAACAGCACUGGUUGACAUUUGUUGCAGGUGAUUCUAGGUCUGUUUUGUGCCUACUGUAUAAAGUAGCCAACGACACGCGGAUGAUUUGAGUAUAGUGUUUCAUGUGUCGUAUCUUUUAAUCAUUGUAAUGGGGUUUGGGGGGUUUUUUUUAGUUUUGUUGUGGUUGUUGUGUUUUUUUUUUUUUAAUUUGGGUUCUUCUGAGAUUUAAAAACUGCUGGUAGCAUGUCAAAGAGUAAAACAAGUCCCCGUUAGGCCUUCUCGGUCAUUGUUUGCUGUCUCGUUAUUUUCUUGCUCCGGGCAUGUGCCAAGCGCCAUCACCAUCCUCUGCCACAUCGCCCUUCCCGUCUCACCACUGCCAGUGGCCCACUGGUGCUUUACUGCUCUCCUCCAGCCUCCCCCUUCAAAUCCCUCAAGAGCAAUCAGGAAUACAGAAAGCCACAAAAUAGACUAGAAAGGUUGACAGGGAAAAUAACCACCUCUGGACACAAUUGCUAACGAUUUUUCAGUAUGUGAUUUUUCACAAAGCCCUCCUAUGCCCUGGGCUUUGGGGCUUGGGGCUCCCUCUGUCCAAACUGCAUAUAUCCAAGUCCCAUCAUGCUGGGUAAAAGCCAAAAGACUUGGAGCAGGUGGGUGAGGCCCAUGUUAGGUAAGACAUUCCCAGUAUUGGAGGAUAAAUGCAGCAGCAGAGCAGCUCUGCUCUGUCACGGGGUUGUCCUCACGUUAGGAUGAUGCUGCUCAGUGCUGCUCAGCAAAGUCUUGUUGGGGGUGAGAACAGGUAGUUGUGGUAUUUGGUGGUAUUCAUGGCCUACAAAAGAGUCUGGUUUAAGUCACCUGCAUCCUUCCUGCCACCAGCCACUCUGGCCAAAGCAUCUUGGGAAGGAAACUUGCUUUCUGAUCGAGCACUGAUCACAGCAGUGGCUCUUGCCAGGCCUAGGUUUUGGCAAGGGAGCAUUUCCUAUUGGAAUAUUGGGAAUUGCCUAACUUCAUAGCAGAAUGGCCACUGGCCAGUCAAGUCAUGCUCUUGCUCUUGAUACUGCCUCCCCAUUUCAUUUUACAUGGAAUUUAAAUGAAAAUGAAGCAGCAAUGGAACUGGACAGUGCAGUAGACCUAUGCGUGCAGGCAAAGCAGGUGUUUCAGACUCACGUGGUCAUAACAAUCCAUGUAGCAGCCCAGUAGAGGCUGCCAAUGCUUUAAAUAAUUGAAGUACCUCCUACUUCGGAGAAUGUAAAAACUCUUUUACUGAAUUAGACUCAAAACCCAGUUUUCUGGGAGUAUAGAUGGGUUGAAUUCAUGCAGAGGGUGAGAUACACCAUAACAAAUAUCUUCGUGGUAAAGUGGAGGCAGGUGAUUGGCACAGCAUUUACCAGUGUUCCUGAAACUAUGCAAGAACGAAGCAGUGGUGGAUUUGCUGUGGGAUGAUUUUGUCCUACUGAAAAAUCUUUGACUUCCUUUGCUACAAACGGUCAUUCUUCCCCAGCCUUUCUGUGUAUUUCAGAUUUAUCGGUGUGCAGGCUGUUUUUCUCACUCACGCUUCCCUUUGCCAGCCUACCAUGCCCAUUAGUGCUUUGAUUGCAAAAAACACUGCUUAUUUUCAAGCUGAUUAUUUCUGUCCCCAGGCCGUUCUGACACCAUAGGAUUCACUGUUGGUGUUUCUUAUAGCUUUGGAAACAGCUGAAUCACAAAAUAGAGGGAAAAUAGAUAUUAUUCAUUUUAAUGUUAUUAAGCCAAAAAUGGGGAGCAGGAUGCAGAUUAUUUUUGGUAUUUUUUUUUUCCCCUUGAGAACAGACUUUGUUGUGUCAGAUAGUUGAUUAUGGGCAUGGUGAGGUUUCUGCUUGUUGAUAAAUAGCUCACUAGAUAUAAUUAUUACAUGACUGGCAAUGUAGUGGUGUGUUCUGUGCAGACUGCAGCAUGUGAAAAUCAAGUCACCGUUAAGUCCUCAGUGCCUACAAUGUUCCUGGGGUAGGAGGAAGAGCUAAAAAACAUCUAAGGCAUUUCUUAAUGCUGAGCCAAGGCAGGGAUGUGAGAAAAACAGAUUGAUGAAGAGGCAGUAGUGAUUAUGGUAUUAAAUCCAUGCUCAUGCUUGGGGCACAUAACUUUGCAAGCUGUGUUGAAGGGGAUAAUCAGCCCUGUACUGGAGGGAUCUUCCUUUAUAGAGCUUCAUUGAGCAAAACAAAAAAAUACCAACCAGAUUUGCCUUAUGGAGAGAAGAUUAAAUCUUCAUCAGUCAACUGCAAUAAGCAUCCCACUUUCAGUGAAGCAAAUAGAAUAUAAGCAAACAGGUAGUGCUUGAUGAAAACAUCAAACAAUACACAGACCACUUUCUGAAACACAGGACCACCUUUGGGGAGCAUAGGUUGCCAGGCAUGUUUGGAGGGAGGAUUGCUAAUGUCAAUCCCUUGCUUGAGUUGUCCCUUCAGAAAGCUUUUUCUGCAUGUGGGAAGAGGGGAGCGGAGAAGUGCAAGGCUCCAUGCCUUGCAUUUUCCUGAAAGCCAUCUUGGGAUUCUUUGCAAGUUGUGAAUCUCUUUUUUCACUCGGUCCUUCUAAUUUGCACAGGACUGGGUUAUUUUUCCAGUGUAAUCCCAUUGCAGACUACCCCAUAAUGAGCUGACACAUCAGUGUACUGCUUAAGGACACUUUGACUCUAGCAGGCAAUUCCUACCCAUUUUCUUCAAGAGCCAUAAGAGACCGUAAAAAUCUCCCUGAAACAUGUGAAGGAGAAACCCAAGGUGAAAGACAUGCCAGUAAAGACUAUGUAGAGUGGAGGGUUGCUGGGAAGGGGAGGGGUGUGUUCACAGUUUUGGAGGCAUUUUUUUGACAAUAUUACUUACCAUGAUGCUGCUAAUUUCUUCCUGUUGAUUGCUUUUAAUUCUUUGAAAUCUCAAGUUGCUAACCAAUCUUUUUCCUUCCCCCCUACCCCCAGGUAAUAAGCAGUGAGAUGCUUCACAGAGCUAGGGGAAACAGUGGUAGUGGUGGGAGGCACAGAGCUCGUGGGGGUCCUUCUGUAUCUCCAUAUGUGUCCCUGUUGCCUACCUCCCCCUCCCUCUUCUCUGGCCAGCUGGCCUUUCUUUCACACAUCCCCAUAUGCUCUUGAUCUCACUAGUUUAUAAAGAAUAUAAUAACCUGCAGAAUUUUCUAGUCAACAGGGAUAAAAAGAUAGCUCAUCUUACUAAAAACCUGUCUCAGGAAAGCUUAAGAGCACUGGCUUGGUCAUCUGUCACACCCAGAUCUCCUCCUUACCUCUAGAAAGAAAAGUAUUUUUAGCUAUCUGCUGCAUUCAGCUAGACUCUAUGCAAAUUUUAUUUAAUGAAUAUUUUAGGGUUUAAAUAGUCUGUGCUCAUGAACAUUAUAUAAAUGUCAUGUUGUCGCAGGCUCUCUGGUAACAGCAUGGAGAACAUCCUGCAGUGCAAAGCUGAAACCAGAAAAAAUCUGUGAUUAGUGCUCCCAGGGAAGGCAGUGAUGGCUGUGUGAGUGGUGACUGUUCUCAGCAGGGGCAUUACCAAUGCAGUCAGAGGAGAGCACUGGGGUACCCCUAGAAGACCAGCCGCACUCCACAUUGUAGACUGAGAGACAUUUCGUUCAGUACAGGUAGCUGGCAUAAGACCAGUUUUACUUUUCCAAAGGCUUUGGCAAACCCUAGGGAUGCAUGGAUCACACACCAGAUCAUUUGUCAUCCCAGUACAGAAGAGAUGGUCUGUUUAAAGCUGAAAUAUUGAGACUAGCCAGGAUAGCUUGGAAAUCUUCCUUUUCACAUCAAAAUAGUUUUUUACAGGUGCUUACUGUUUCUUGUAUUUGAUAUGCCAGACAGAUGGUGAUAGUCUUCUUCAGCAAAAUGCAAAGAACAAACAAAAAAAAAAAAUCAUCCUAAGUAUUUGCUGUCUUUUUAUUUCUUCAUCCUCCACAUAAUUUCUUCUCUUAUAUUUCUACUCCUUAAAUACACUGUACACGUGUAAAAACCCAAGCUAAAACCUCAAUAAAUAAACAAAACGUACUGGUAUACAGAGCAAUUAUUAUGUGUUGGAAGCAAAUGCUUGGUAUUUUGACAGUGUUGCUUAAAACCCCUGAACAGCAACUUAGAAUACAAAACAACAUAGCUGCUGCACAACCUCCUCAGCUGGUGUGCAUGGGAAUACUUGUACAGAUGACCCAGUAUCUCCGACUGCCACUUAAAAUCCGCCGCAUCCUAAGUUAAAACUUUGGAAAGGUUAUUUCCAGGAGCAGGAUGCUCGAUGGAUAAAUUAUGGCUAUAAUAAAACCAUUUUCAGCCUGUCUUUUCCCACUUCUCUUGGAGGCAUCUCAGGCAGAGUUUAAGUUGGGUCGCUGUGGCAGGAAAGUUCAAUGCAGGCAUAAGCCCUGCAGCCUUUGUGUCCCACCAGCAGCAAAGGCUUUACCUUUCAAUGGGCAUGAGCCUGUGGUAGCAUCCACUGAUGGGCUAGGGGGGAAUGAAUGUGGAAAACUAAGUGGUUAACAAACUGGGUGAAGAUGUUUGGUUAUGCCCCUUGGGAAGCAACAGCACUGCACCCAAAACAUCUCGUAGGACUUGUUUGCAUGAAAGCUGCAGAAGGGUUGUAGGAAAAUGGACUUUGGGUGGGGGGAUAAAAAAAAAAAAAGUUUCUGAUUUCUGUCAAGGCUUUGUCCUUUGGCUGAAAUGUGCCAGAAGUAGUUUCUCAGGUGGUUUCUCUGGGCAGCUGGAGAGAAGUGCAAGCUCAUAUGAGAUUAGCCCAUGUGCGACAGGAGGCCAAUUUGAGGUGGGCUACAGCCUGGCUGUGGCUGUUGGGUGCCUGCUCUGGCCAGCCCCUGGUUUCCUCACCUAAAAACAGGAGAAAAAAAAAAGAAGAUUUUAUGGUUUGCCACCAGGUAGUCCUUUUUUCUUGAGAGGGUCCCUCCGUGAUAAAUGGAAGAGUUGCUUUCUCUGCAAGCCCCUCAGCUCUGCCCUUUGGUCACCUUCCCCUCACCCACCCCCUUGCUUAUGUUGCUGCCAUUCUUACUUAGAGAUAAGAGGCCUCAUUGCUUAAGCUGCUGUUGAUAUCAGCCAGGAAGAGUGCUUCUUAGGUGGAAUUUUUGAUUUUUUUUUCCUCCAAGGUACACCAGGCAUUUUCAGCUGCUGACAGUUUGUGCUGCAAUGCAAAGCAGCCCACCAAGCUAGCAGCAGCAGUGGAAAUGAAAGGAGAAAAUGCAUCCCACUGCUUGGGAAACAAACAAACAAACAAA
This is a messenger RNA of Myiozetetes cayanensis, 12619 nucleotides long. It is a transcript of the gene ADGRL3, whose product is annotated as adhesion G protein-coupled receptor L3. The coding region runs from base 1017 to 5603 and encodes 1528 amino acids. Lineage: Eukaryota; Metazoa; Chordata; Aves; Passeriformes; Tyrannidae. The record is from RefSeq and is a predicted model, not a curated record. The transcript is spliced from 28 exons. Gene Ontology annotation, biological process: synapse assembly; cell surface receptor signaling pathway; adenylate cyclase-activating G protein-coupled receptor signaling pathway. Gene Ontology annotation, cellular component: glutamatergic synapse; cell-cell junction; axon. Gene Ontology annotation, molecular function: G protein-coupled receptor activity; carbohydrate binding.